This is a messenger RNA of Suillus subalutaceus, 1032 nucleotides long. RefSeq names its product cytochrome P450. Bases 149 to 745 code for a protein of 198 amino acids. Gene Ontology annotation, molecular function: oxidoreductase activity, acting on paired donors, with incorporation or reduction of molecular oxygen; heme binding; monooxygenase activity. The transcript is spliced from 7 exons. NCBI's taxonomy places the organism in Eukaryota, Fungi, Basidiomycota, Agaricomycetes, Boletales, Suillaceae. The record is from RefSeq and is a predicted model, not a curated record.
UCCAUAAUUUGAUGGAGGCUGAGAUGGCCUUUCUUAGUGCUGUCUUUAUUUUAUCUGGACCCAGCUCGGUGAUGUGUUGUUUUGUUGUCUCAGAAUAUACGUGGCUAAAAUCAGACGGAAGACUUCUGCGACAAUAUGCACGGUACUUAUGGCAGCCCCAUGUUUCCCCGAGGAACAAGCUAAGGUCCAGGCCGAGCUCGAUGCAGUCAUUGGAAGGCACAGAGCGCUGACCUUCGCGGACCAAGAAUCCCUUCCUCGCCUGCAAGCAUUCAUCUCUGAGGCCUUGAGAUGGAGACCACCCUUCCCUAACGGUUCAUUGGCUCACGGAACAACCCACGAUGUGAUUUGGAUAAACCAUUGUAUUCCAGCUGGGACCACAUUGUUUGGUAACCAUUGGUCGAUCUCUCGAGAUCCAGACGUCUACCCGGAGCCUGACGUGUUCAAGCCUCAGCGCUGGAUUGACGACCAAGGUCACCUGAGAAAUGAUUUGAAAUUAUUCGUCUUUGGCUUCGGUCGGCGCGUAUGCCCCGCUCAACAACUCGCGAACAGUUUUGUGUUCAUCGACUCGCUCCUUGUUAUAUGGGCUUUCCAGCUCACUCUGGAUCCUACGAUGCCGUUGGAUGACAUGGGAUUCAUGAGUGGGGCGAAGUUAAAUGACCCGCCGUGCGCAAUUGAGUUUGAGACGAGGAUCCCGGAACUCGAGCUCGGGCGCAUGAUGCAGCAUUAUCCCCAGGUUGCACGAUAAAAUUUGAUGAUCAGAUGGGUCAGGAAGAGGACGAAUAACCAGUUCCCAACGAAUCACCAAUAUCGGCAAGUCCCUGCAGGACUCGCAGUUCAUUUAAAUUUACCCAUGAUGCGAUGCUGAACUGUGCAUUACCAUCGUUGUGUAUCUGCAUAGCACGACUGUCUUAAUAGUACCGAGCGUAGAAGAUGCAAACUCUCGAGCGUAGAGCGAUUUCGCAAACAGAUAGGUAAAGUCACUACUUUCCGCCCAAGUGGUGUUCUAGGCUCACUUCGCAGCUCACUCUAAAU